Molecule: messenger RNA, 1686 nt
Organism: Alligator sinensis (Chinese alligator)
Lineage: Eukaryota; Metazoa; Chordata; Crocodylia; Alligatoridae
Product: T-complex protein 1 subunit theta-like
Exons: 2
Coding region: 22-1686 (554 amino acids)
Biological process (GO): protein folding
Cellular component (GO): chaperonin-containing T-complex
Molecular function (GO): ATP hydrolysis activity; ATP binding; ATP-dependent protein folding chaperone
Source: RefSeq, a predicted model, not a curated record
CGGAGCGCCUCUCCCGGGGUCAUGGCUGCCCACGUGCCCCUGCCCCCCGGACUGCCUCAACUCCUCAAGGAGGGCAUGAAGCACUUCCCCAGCCAAGCGGACUCGCUGGUCAGCAACAUUGCAGCUUGCAAGGCCUUGGUGCAGUGCCUGGCCUCAUCCUACGGGCCCCUGGGCCGGAGCAAGCUGGUGAUUGACCACCUAGGCAAGACCGUCUGCACAGCCCGGGCAGGCACGGUGCUGGGGGCGCUGGUGCUGGAGAACCCCGCAGCCUGCUUGCUGGCUGCUGCUUGCCGGGCACAGGAGGAGGAGCUGGGGGACGGCACGGGCGCUGUGGCCCUGCUGGCGGGGGCCCUGCUGGCCCGUGGCGAGACCCUCCUGCGGGCAGGCGUGCCUGUUGCGGCCAUCCGCGCCGGCUACGAGGGAGCGGGCAAGGAAGCCCUGCGCCUGCUGCCCAGCCUGGUGUGCCACGCCCUGCCGGACCCCCGUGACGUGCCCGCCGUGGCCCGUGCCCUGCGGGUGGCCGUGGGCACCCACGCAAUGGGCUACCAGGACUUCCUUGCCACGCUGGUGGCCCAAUGCUGUGCCUCGGUCCUGCCAGCAGCGGGCACCUUCGACCUGAAUGCCGUGAGCAUCUGCAAGGUGCUCGGGGGUGGCGUGGGCGAUUCCCACGUGGUGCCCGGUGUGGUCCUCGCGGCUGAAGCCGAGGGCCGCGUGCAGCGUGUGGAAGGUGCCCGAGUGGCCGUGUAUGGCUGCCCCUUUGGUCUGGCCGCCCCGGCGGCCACAAACACGGUGCUGUUCCAGGCAGCGGGGGACCUGCAGGCGUACGGGCCAGGCGAGGAGGCGCUGGCUGAGGGGCGGGUGCGGGCCGUGGCUUCGGCAGGGGCUCAGGUGGUGGUGGCCGGAGGGCACGUUGAUGCCCUGCUGCUGCACUUUGCUGACCACAUGGGCAUCAUGGUGGUGACCCUGGGCUCCCGCCAGGCGCUGAGACAGCUGUGCUGUGCCCUGGGCGCCCGACUGCUGGGCACCCCACGCCCGCCACUGCCUGCUGAGCUGGGGCACUGCCGCUCCAUCACUGUGGGUGAGAUCGGGGGCACCAACACUGUUGCGUUCCACCCUAGCACGGCCACGAGCCCCGUGGCCACCAUCAUCCUCCGUGGGGCCACCAAGGAGGCUGUAGCGGCUGCCGAGGAGGCUGUGAGGGACGGGCUGAGGGUCUUCCAGGCUCUGACAGAAGACCCCCGCUUGGUGCCGGGCGCAGGGGCCACUGAAAUGGUGCUAGCAAUGCAGCUGGCUGCCCUGGCCCCCCGUGACCCCGGCUUGGAGCAGUUCAGCCUAGCAGCCUUUGCUGAGGCCCUCAAAGUGCUGCCAGCCACGCUGGCCGAGAACGCGGGGCUGCCCGUGGCCGCGGCCAUGUCCCAGCUGGAGACGUGGCAUGGGCAGGGGGUGGCCAGGGCCGGCCUGCGGUUGGAGGGUGGGGACGAGGGGGAGGAGGCCUGGGUGCAGGAUGCGACUCAGGCUGGGGUGCUGGAUGCCUACGUGGUAAAGCACCGGGCACUGGAGCUGGGCACCCAGGCGGCCGUCACCCUGCUGGGUGUGGACGAGAUCUUCAUGGCCAAGAAGAGUGGGGGGCCUCGUGUCCUUGGGGACAACCCCAACUGGGACGUGGAGCCCGACGCUCUCAAGUGA